Molecule: messenger RNA, 2186 nt
Organism: Capsicum annuum
Lineage: Eukaryota; Viridiplantae; Streptophyta; Magnoliopsida; Solanales; Solanaceae
Product: UDP-glycosyltransferase 73C6-like
Exons: 1
Coding region: 323-1807 (494 amino acids)
Molecular function (GO): UDP-glycosyltransferase activity
Source: RefSeq, a predicted model, not a curated record
ACGAGGAUUGCAUGUACACUAGAGUAAUUUUUACGGGUUCAGACGAAUCUAAUAGUUCAUUGUAAACCCUAUAACUAAGACAAGUAAGGGAUUCGGUGAUAGUUCAAAAAUCAAAACUCAUAUACUAAAAUCUUGACCCGCCUCCGAGUCUCACCAUGGGACUAUAAGCAUGGUAGUGUUGACCUUCUAAUCUGAGUUCAGAACAUUAAGAAAGGAAAGUUGAGUGAUAUUCAAUUUUCAAGAAACACUCCAGAAAGCUACUGAUAGAUUUCCAGUCCCCUGAUUCAUCAGGCAAACUGAAGAGCAAAAUUUGUAUCACUCAAUGGCUGCUCAAAAUUCUCAGCUUCACUUUGUUCUUGUACCCUUAAUGUCCCCUGGCCAUCUCAUCCCUAUGGUGGACUUUGCUAAAUUGUUAGCACAACAUGGUGUAAUUGUUUCUAUAAUUUCUACACCCCUUAACACUGUCAGAUUCAAAUCAGGUAUUGAUCCCUCUAUCAAAUCAGGCCUUCAGAUCAGAGUAUAUGAACUGGAGUUUCCAGCAGUACUUGCCGGCUUGCCCGAGGGAUGUGAGAACAUGGAUUCCUUACCUUCGCGCGAUUCAAUCAGGGAUUUCUUUGCUGCUGCUAGCAUGUUGCAAGAACCGUUUGAAGAAUUGUUUAGUGAUCUUAGGCCCAGUCCUUGCUGCAUAAUAUCUGGGAAAAACAUGGCGUGGACCGUCGAUAGUGCGCGUAAGUUUAAAGUUCCUAGAAUUUUCUUUGAUGGUAUGGGAUGUUUUUCUGCUACAUGCACACAGAAGUUGCAGAGCUCCAAAGUUCAUGAGAACGUGUCGAAGUUUGAGUCUUUUGUAGUACCAGGUUUGCCUCAUAGAGUUGAGCUGACCAAAGCACAGUUGCCUGAAAAUCUGAAUCCAGGCUCACCUGAUUUAGUCGAUGUUCGCAACAAGAUGGUUGCUGCUGAAUCUUUCUCCGAUGGGAUAAUUGUCAAUACAUUCGAGGAACUGGAACUUGAAUAUGUUAAAGAGUUUAAGAAGAUCAAAGGUGGGAAAGUCUGGUGCAUUGGCCCUGUCUCAGCUUGCAACAAAUCGGAAUCCGAAAAGGCUGCAAGAGGCAAAAAUGUGUCUUUGGAACAGAACCAAUGCCUCAAGUGGCUUGACUUGCAAGAACCAAACUCUGUGGUUUAUGCAAGUCUUGGUAGCAUAUGUGGCCUAACAUGUUCACAACUUGUGGAACUUGGAUUAGGCUUAGAAGCAUCAAAUAGGCCAUUCAUAUGGGUAAUGAGAGGAGGGGAGAAAUCAAAAGAGUUAGAAAAGUGGAUUGAAGAAGAAAGAUUUGAAGAGAGGAUUCAAGGAAGAGGCUUUUUAAUAAAAGGCUGGUCUCCUCAGAUUCUUGUCUUGUCUCAUCCAUCCGUAGGUGCUUUCUUAACGCACUGUGGAUGGAAUUCGACUCUUGAAGGGUGCUGCUCUGGCUUACCUAUAAUUACUUGUCCAUUGUUUGCUGAGCAGUUUAUCAAUGAGAAAUUGAUCACACAAGUGUUAGGCAAUGGUAUUAGUGUGGGAGUCCAGGCUGCCGUUACAUGGGGAAUGGAGGAAAAAUCCGGAUUAGUAAUGAAGCGCGGAGAUGUAAAGAACGCCAUUGAGAAGAUCAUUGAUGAGGGUGUAGAAGGAGAAGAUCGACGUAGAAAGGCAAAAGAGAUCGGUAAAAUGGCGAAUAGGGCAUUAGAGGAAGGUGGCUCAUCUUACCUAAACAUUAAGGCUUUGAUUCAAGAUAUUAUGCAACAGAGUUUGAGCAGUGUUGAGGCAAGUUCUUGAUUAUAGAUAUAAAGCAAACAUUUUUUUUCUAAAGAAGGUGAGCCGUGGCGUAACUGGUAAAGUUUUCGUGUAACUAGGAGCUCACGGGUUCAAAUCGAGAAAACAACCUCUUGCAAGGUAAGACUGCGUAUGAGACCUUUGCACCGGGCCGGCCCUUCAUAUAGUCAUGGAUAAAUAAACCCUUUCUAGUAAAUUGUGAUUUGUCAUUUGGGAUACAAUUUAGCUGCUGUGUUUUCAUCUGUCAAGUUUAUAUCAGUAAUCAUCUGUUGUAGUGUUGAAAACUUUUGAGUUGCUUUACAUAAAAGGUUUAAUAAUAUAGUGUAACUACUCUUCCUCCAGCUAAAUGGAUGUUCCCCAUAUUUUUGCCUUUUUUCACUAA